UAUUUUUUAAUCUGCAAUCUUGAUUAUUCUAAUUUGGCUUACCUAUAUAUAUAUAUAUAGAGAGAGAGAGAGAGAGGGAGGGACGGAAAAAUUGACGAAGACAAAAACCAUAUAGAAAGACUAUAUAUAUAUAUAUAUAUAAUCAAGGUCUAGAGAGAGAGAAACAAACUGGUAACCUGGGUCGUGAAUUUUGACAACCUAGAUAACAAAAAGGUUUUUAGAGGGAGAAAAAGAAGAAAAAAGAGGAAGAAGGUAUUAAUGGAUGAGAGAAAAAUAGUGGUAGUAGUUGAAGACGUGGAAGCAGCAAGAACAGCUCUCCAAUGGGCACUCCACAACCUCGUUCGCUAUGGCGAUUUGAUAACACUUCUCCAUGUUUUCCCAACCACAAGAUCCAAAAGCAAGAAAAAAACUCGAUUGCUUCGUUUGAAGGGCUUCCAAUUGGCUCUUUCUUUCAAGGACAUCUGCAAUGGCUUCCCCAACACAAAAGUUGAGAUCAUUGUUACCGAGGGUGAUGAAGAGGGGAAGAAGAUUUCAUCCAUGGUGAAAGAAAUUGGGGCUUCAGCGCUUGUUGUGGGUCUACAUGAUCAUAGCUUUCUUUACAAGUUGGCAAUGGCCCACAACAAUAUAUCAAACAGCUUCAAUUGCAGAGUUCUGGCCGUCAAGCAACCACCUUCCUCUCCUUCAGGGACAAGGACCCAUGCGGUAUCAGUACUAGACGGUUCAACAAACAUGGACUUUUCCCAAAUUGAGAUUGCUGGAUUACAUCUUCCUGAUCUUCCCCCACCAAAAAUUCCAUAUAGAAUCUGUCCAAGUCCUUCUGCAAUCAUUUGGAGAUCGAGAAAGUCUAGGAGAAAGUGAUGAAGUUGUCAAAAGGAAGCUCUCAAUUAUAUCUCAAAUGUUCAGAAUCAGCUGAUUGACCCAAUUUUGUCCUGGACAAACUUGACGAUUCAAGGGUCUUGUUUGAACUCACAUAACACACUUAGGACUCGUUUAGGAUGCUCGACUACACUGCACUAAAUUGGACUGGACUAUUUUAAGUCCUCCAUUGUAGUCCAACAUCCCAGACGAGCCCUCAUAGAUAGAUAUAAAAACUACAGUCUACAGUGAAUCAACAUGAUCUAGCCGAUUGGUUUCUUAUAAUUCAAAAUCUGUGUAAACUGUGCCGUUUUUUGUCCACAAAUCAAUUGCUUUUCUAAUUAUAAUUUUAUUUUUCUUA
Molecule: messenger RNA, 1216 nt
Organism: Ziziphus jujuba (common jujube)
Lineage: Eukaryota; Viridiplantae; Streptophyta; Magnoliopsida; Rosales; Rhamnaceae
Exons: 4
Coding region: 259-858 (199 amino acids)
Source: RefSeq, a predicted model, not a curated record